AUGAUAGUCCGCAAUGAUGAACAGGCCGACACGCUGGACUGUGAGGUCCUCGUGGUCGGCGCAGGUCCGUCUGGCCUGCUGACAACGCUUCUCCUUGCUCAGUCGGGCGUCCGUGUCAUCUUGGUCGAAGCAUUACCGGAUAUCGAUGACUCGCCUCGGGCAAUGGCGUACGGUCCUGCUGCUGUCGUCGAGCUCGAGCGAGCUGGCGUUGCCCAAGAUGCGCGAGCUGUCGGAAUGGAGCCUGGAGACUACAACUCUCCGAUCCGCUGGAUAACCAUUGACCAGAAAGAGAUCGGGCGAUUUGGGCCGGAGGACAAGAUUCCUGGGACUUUCGAUAAUGUUAUCUGUGGGCAGUAUCAGCUGGCGGAGAUUCUGAAGCGUCACGCGAGUCGAUAUGAGAACACGAAGAUUCUGUUCGACCACAAAAUCGAUGCGAUCGAUGAGGCAGAAGGUUCAGUUGUAGCCACGUUGUUAACUUCAUCUGGUGAGAGGAAGCUAUCGGCCAAGUACCUCGUCGGCUGUGAUGGCGGGAGAUCGACCGUUCGCAAGCUGUUGGGUCUGAGCUACGAUGGAUUCACGCUUCCACAAUGGCUCGUGGCGUGCAACGUAUCGGGGUAUCCUUUCCUGGAUCACGGCUUCACGCGAGGGCAGUUCAUUAUCCACCCCGAGCACUUCUGUUUGAUAGGGAAGAUCAAUCCUCAAGGUCUCUGGAGAGUCUCGUACAACGAAAAGGAGGACUUGACCAAGGAGGAAGUGCUGGCCAAUGUGCACAACAAAUUCGAAGCCAUGUUUCCUGGACCAAAGCCACUGUCAAAGGACAGCUAUAAGCUCGAAGCGGUUAGUCCGUAUCGCCUUCACCAGCGUACGGCGCCGUCAUACCGAAAGGGACGCUGUCUGCUGGCGGGCGAUGCAGCACAUGCCUGCUCGCCAUUUGGAGGCAUGGGUCUGACGACCGGAAUUUGCGACGCAGCUGGCGUCGCCGACUGUUUGGUCGGUGUGCUGCGGAAGGGCUGUCCAGACUCCCUCCUGGACAAGUAUGCCGAAAUUCGAAAAGACAAGUAUGAUAACGUAACACAUCCCGUGAGCUAUGGCAAUACAUGUCGAUUGAGAGAUACAGACCCGGAGAAGGCAGGAGAACUUGAAUUCUUCAAGAUAAUGAAUAGCUCGCGGGAGGCAAGACAGGAAAUGAUGAAGGGAGCUUAUGUCCUCGGCCAUGACUUCCGGCAGUACUGGCCAAAGGUUCCAGAGAUACAGCACAACAAGGAACCUUCUCUGGCACACAAAGCAGACCCAGCAAAUAGGCUAGUAGACGUUUGA
Messenger RNA from Cyphellophora attinorum, 1317 nucleotides. RefSeq names its product Para-nitrophenol 4-monooxygenase. Bases 1 to 1317 code for a protein of 438 amino acids. Lineage: Eukaryota; Fungi; Ascomycota; Eurotiomycetes; Chaetothyriales; Cyphellophoraceae. The transcript is spliced from 3 exons. Gene Ontology annotation, molecular function: FAD binding. The record is from RefSeq and is a predicted model, not a curated record.